UCAGGGAAACUCAUCUCGCCUAGCUUUGUGUUGGUGACAAUCUAAGUAGAUUUUCUUUCUGCUGUGCCGUGAGCUUUUCUCGCGAAGGUUAAUCGAGUGAAAGUAUCAGCACUGGAAGGAACCGUGAAAAUUGUACCGGAACAAUCGAGUGCCCGAAAAAUAUAUGGGUGGAAUGGCCUUCAGCAUCGUAUUGCAUGCAGUGCCAGCAUAAGUCGUGAACGUGAUGCGAAAAAUGUGUCAAAAGAGUAAUUGUAUUUGCACAACAGACCAGGAAGGAUAAAAAUAACUGUCACCUCCCCAAAAGCAUUUAGUGAUUGUACUGUGGGACUUCGUGGUUGGCGAUAAACGCGUGUAUUAUUAUUUUUGGACGCGCGAUUCUGUAUUGUGUUCUCGAGUUGAGCGACCGAUCCGGAUAAAUCCAAUAAACGAUGGACAUGUGAUUUGGAUGCGUUGGUAAUUUAAUGAUAUACACUAUAGAGAUAACGCGUAACGACAAGCCUUCACACCAAGCGUUAAAUUGAUCUGCCAUAGUAAGCACCAAAGUUUCAACCGGUAACUCCAUCAAGACGUUGUAGCUAGUAUAGAUUAGCACGAGAAAAUCCAAUUUUAAGCUUACCUUCGAAGCUGUUAGUGGAGCACCAGUUAAUUAAUCACAGAAGCAACCGUACCAAAUACACUCAAAUCAAUUAAAAUGUCGAGCAGUGGAAGCACUCCCGUCAACAGUCCUCGGAAGGUAUUCGGCAGAACAGCAACGCUGGAUAAGAAUGCAAUGCUGGAGUAUGAGAUGAACAGAAAUCUAGACAGCAAGUUCCGGGAGAAGGCCGAAAAGGAACUGGGCGAAAUUGGUGGCGAGAUGACGUACGCUAAAAUACGGCAACUGCGUCAGCAGCUGAGCGUUUACGCCGAGCAUCAUCAGCGUGGGCUUGGGCGCCGUAGGGACGAUUCCUUUCUGUUGCGUUUUCUACGGGCGAAAAAGUUCGAUGUGGAUAAAGCGUUCAAGAUGAUUCAAAAAUACUACAAGAUGAAAGACGAAUAUCCGGAAAUUUUCAAAGUAUCCCCACCGUCGGAGAUGAAGUUCAUGCUUGAGAUGCAGAUACAAUGUAUGCUGCCGAAAAAAGACGACAAUGGACGACAAUUUUAUUUGUUUCGAGUUGAGAAAUGUGAUCCAUACAAAAUUCCGGUAGACUACGUUUUCCGAAGCAACGUGCUGGCUCUCGAAGAUGCUGUUCGAAAUCCGGAAACACAGAUUGGUGGCUUGGUUGUGUUACUUGACAUGGCUGGGUUAGGAUUUGCACAUGCAAGAUACCUGUCACCUCAUUUGGCUAGGAAAACAGUAGAAGUGAUUCAAGAAGCGUUUCCCAUGCGUUUUAAAGCAUUCCACGUACUCCAUGAACCGUUUUAUUUCGAUGCGAUUCUGGCGGUUCUCAAACCCUUCCUUAAAGACAAAAUCAGAAGACGAAUACACCUUCACGGAAACAGUCUGUCAUCGUUACAUAAAUAUAUAGCCAAAGAUGUCCUACCGGUGGAGUACGGCGGAACUCUUCCUCCGUUCGAUAACACUGAAUGGCGUACGAACAUUCUGGACAACGAACAGUAUUUCAUUGAUCUCGAAACGUACAAUCAUAGUGCGGACAGUUGCUAUCAGGAGGAUGUCGAUAACGCCGAUGCUGACAGCAUUGAAAGCCUGCAGUUUGGUGAUACUGAAACAGAGGAUAGUGAAUUUGACGACGAUGACAAGCGGGUGCUGAGUCCAAGGCGAACCCCGAGGUCGUGGGUCAACGUAGAGGAGAUAUUCCUUAAAAAUGGUCUUCAGGGAGCUGAAUUCGAAACGGAUCCAGAUGGAAGGGUUGAAGAUGUUUUUCCUGGCCGGACUGAACAAGAUGUGCAGUAGGCGGGUCUUUUAAUACUAUACCUACAUAUUUGUUUCAAUUUUCCUCAAUUUUUGCGUAGGAAAUUAUACCCCUCAAGUGUUCGUCACAGUUUAAGGAUUUGAAAUGUCUGCUCAAUGCUAGCAUAUAAAAGAAAAUUUUUCCAUUACACCAGAUUUCUGUGUAUCCGCAAUCAAUCUGCUUACUAUCGCAUUUUGACUAGGCUUUGGCUGUGUUAUAGAACCUUGUUUUAGUGUUUUUCCAGAAUAACAGAAUAUAUAUAAACUUGUUACUCGUUCCCCUAGCGAAAACAAAUCAUAUAGAGACACCUUGUGAUGGAAACGCAUGGUUGAUUAUAAUAUUUUAACUCUGCUCAAAAGAACCAAUCAUGUUGAACUGCAAAGAUAUUGAUUAAUGUGAUGUGGAAUCAAAAUAAAUCAAUGAAUAAAUACUCACUAGUACAAAUGUUGUAACGAAAGAGGGAAACUGUUGCUGAUCACGAAGCGACGAAGUAUCGAUAAAAUUUAAAUUUUCUUAAACAUCGAAACUAGCGAUAAAAAGACUAAUCGAAUGCACUCAAAAAAAAAAUUAGAAUUAGCACUAAAUUUAGAUUUGGCCCCAAUAUUCUCAACCGUUGGGCGAUAGUAAAAUAACAAUUUUAUAAACUCGAUGAUUUAAGAUUUCGAAUUUACACGCGUAGGUAUCCAAAUUAUUCUAUGUUCAAAAAUAAAGGCAAUAAUAGCAAUAUAUUCACAAUUUCAUAAAUAGAAAUGGACAUGAAACGAAUCUCGUACCAAUUAGAAGUUUGCCUAAAUAAAUAGCAAAUGGAGAUUCCACAGUACCUAACGCAGUUCAACGUUGUUGCAAAACUAAAUAUUACUAAUGGUUGUAAAAUUGAAAGUUUAAAUCAAAUAAUCCAAAUAAAUGCAAUGAAAAUA
Molecule: messenger RNA, 2806 nt
Organism: Wyeomyia smithii (pitcher-plant mosquito)
Lineage: Eukaryota; Metazoa; Arthropoda; Insecta; Diptera; Culicidae
Product: retinaldehyde-binding protein 1-like
Exons: 7
Coding region: 692-1891 (399 amino acids)
Cellular component (GO): membrane
Molecular function (GO): phosphatidylinositol bisphosphate binding
Source: RefSeq, a predicted model, not a curated record